Molecule: messenger RNA, 1467 nt
Organism: Truncatella angustata
Lineage: Eukaryota; Fungi; Ascomycota; Sordariomycetes; Amphisphaeriales; Sporocadaceae
Exons: 2
Coding region: 1-1467 (488 amino acids)
Molecular function (GO): N-acetyltransferase activity
Source: RefSeq, a predicted model, not a curated record
AUGAGACUUGCAAGCCCAAACGAGCAGCGCGCGAUCAGUCGGGAGUACUGCGGCUUUUACAACGCGGUCGUCAUCGGAGCCGUCUAUGAGUUUUCCGGGUCGGACGUUGAUGUCUGCUCGAGCGUAUCCUUCUAUGGCGCCACCAAGAGAUGCAUCGACAACCAUCCGACGUUGAGCGUUGUCGUGCGAGACAUGCACACUGAUGCCGCGUUCUUCGAACGAGUGCCGACAGUAAACCUGGAAGACCAUAUCUCCAUCGUGGGGGAGAGUGAUACCUGCGCGUUGGCACCCGAAGAGGGCGGUGGCGGCGGCGGCGACGAGAUGGUGAAGAUAGAGAGAUUGCUUCCCUCCAUCCUGGACCGGCCUUGGCCGGGAUUGCCACCACCUUGGAGGAUCGUUGUGCUGCCCUUGUUACCUUCAAAACAGCUAGGCAGAGAGCAAACGCGCUGCUUCGUCGCCUUUUCCUUCUCACAUGCCCUAGGAGAUGGCAUAAUUGGGCAUGCAUUCCACAGCACGUUUAGAGCCGGGAUCUUUGACCAAGUCGAAGCGGAUUGCUCAGCCCUUCCCACCCCUGUCGCCGAUUUUCCGGCUCCUUUCGACACGGCGAAAAACCUUCCCAUCUCCUGGGGAUUUCUUCUCCGUCCACUUUUAGCAGUUCUCCUGCCCAAGUUUGUUGCGGACCUGACGGGACUCCGCGCGACCACCAGCGCCAUCGAUCACGGCACAUGGACGGGCGCCAGCAUGUUUUUCGAACCAGAGUCCUUCCGCAGUCGACCCUUACUAAUUGAGUUGCAAGCCGCAGAGGUUGCUAACGUGCUGCGGGUAUCAAGGAACAAUGGGGCCAGAUUCACGGCGACGAUGCACCAGUCUAUUGUACGAGCGUUGAGCAGAGCGCUUCCGCCUGGCGACGCCGCAAACUUCGUUUCGGGCACAGCAGUCAACAUGAGACGUGCUGUCGGUAAAUCUAAUGAUGAGAUGGGCUUCUUCGUCAACGCCUGCUACGAAUUCCAUGAUCGCGACGAAGCCUGCGAGUCUGCCUGGUCCGAGAAAGCCUGGGAACCUGCGCGAUCCUUGACCAAGAAGCUCGCGGAAUGCGCCGUGACGCUCAAAGACCAGCCGCUAGGUCUCUUGAGAUACGUACCAAGCAUCAGCAAGUGGACUGCGGCAAAAAUUGGUAAAGAGCGAGACAGCUCCUACGACCUCAGUAACCUUGGGGCAUUCGAAGCCACCGUCCCUGAGGAUCCGGAAACCGGCGGUCAGUGUAACAUCACCAAGAUGAUCUUCUCACGGCCUGUCAAUGCCACUUCUGCGCCCAUCACACUCAGCGUUGCCAGCGUCAAGAGCAGUAGCAUGGUGAUUGCGGUUGUGUGGCAGCCUGGAGCCUUGGGGGUUCCCCUUGAGUCGGAGUCGACAUUUAUUGAUGGGCUGUGUACCUUUUUGAAGGAGGACUUGAAGAAUCUCAGAUAG